UUGAAAUUACUAAUCUCUCUCCCUCUCUCUCAAAACUUAAAUCAAAACCAAUCACACUACCUUGAAUAACAUGGGAAGAGCACCGUGUUGUGAUAAAAAUGGCCUGAAGAAAGGUCCAUGGACUCCGGAAGAAGAUCAGAAGUUGAUUGAUUAUAUUCAAAACCAUGGCUAUGGGAACUGGAGGACACUCCCUAAGAAUGCUGGUCUGCAAAGGUGUGGAAAGAGCUGCCGUCUUAGAUGGACCAACUAUUUGCGACCUGAUAUCAAGAGAGGAAGAUUUUCUUUUGAAGAAGAAGAGACAAUAAUUCAGCUGCAUAGUAUAUUGGGGAACAAGUGGUCCGCAAUUGCUGCUCGCUUGCCUGGAAGAACAGAUAAUGAAAUCAAGAAUUAUUGGAACACCCACAUUCGUAAAAGGCUUCUUCGGAUGGGAAUCGAUCCAGUCACUCACAGCCCUCGCCUUGAUCUUCUUGACCUUUCUUCUAUUCUAAGCUCAUCUCUUUACAAUUCAUCUCAAAUGAACAUAUCAAGGUUGUUCGGUGUCCAACCCAUAGUUAACCCAGAACUUUUAAGACUGGCAACUUCUCUUAUCUCAUCCCAAAGUGAAAGCCAAAACCAAAACCAAAACCAAAACUUCCUUCUUCAAAAUGUUCAAGAAAACCAGCUUUGCAAUCCUCAAAAUCAAUACCAACAAUUAGUUCAAACUGAUAACCAGCUUCAACUUCCCGUUCAUGACAUUCCAGCUUGUACAACAUUGACAACUCCUUGCACUGUUUCUUUUUCUAACGAAGCACAAUUAAUGGAACCCCAUGGAGAGCAAUUCCCAACAAAUUUUACCAACUUCAGCAACCAAAGUUCUCAAUUAAAUGAGUGGCAAAGUAAUGGGAUGCCCUCAAAUUUGUCUGAAGAGUAUAUGCCUUUACCUCCAACUUACACUAAUUACUAUGGGUCUGAUCAAACAGUAAUGGAUCCUUCAUCUGAAACUUCAAAUUUCUAUUCCAACAACAGUAACCAGAAUUUCAGCCUCACGUCAGUUUUAUCGACGCCUUCAUCAAGUCCAACUCCAUUGCAUUCAAAUUCAACAUAUAUCAGUACUGAAGAUGAGAGGGAAAGCUACUGCAGCGAUAUGUUGAAGUUUGAAAUCCCAGAUAUAUUGGAUGUUAAUGAAUUCAUGUAAUUUCAAAAUGAGACUAAUCCAACUUUUUCUUUUUUCAAUUUUCUGGGCUUUGGAUUCGGUGGUGUUGAUAUGUGUCCAAGUUUCUAAUAUUUUAUUUCUUGCAUUUUACUCAAGCUUACUGUAUCAGGAAGUAAGAUCCUGCCCUUUCUUUUUAUUUUUAAUUAGAGAAAAGUUUCCAUUAUUGAUA
Molecule: messenger RNA, 1361 nt
Organism: Pistacia vera
Lineage: Eukaryota; Viridiplantae; Streptophyta; Magnoliopsida; Sapindales; Anacardiaceae
Product: transcription factor MYB102-like
Exons: 3
Coding region: 71-1174 (367 amino acids)
Source: RefSeq, a predicted model, not a curated record